Molecule: messenger RNA, 4341 nt
Organism: Pseudopipra pipra
Lineage: Eukaryota; Metazoa; Chordata; Aves; Passeriformes; Pipridae
Gene: LZIC
Product: leucine zipper and CTNNBIP1 domain containing
Exons: 6
Coding region: 404-976 (190 amino acids)
Molecular function (GO): beta-catenin binding
Source: RefSeq, a predicted model, not a curated record
UUCCCGCCCCUGGGACACCUGCGGCCGCGGUGUCUCCUGAACGGUGCUCGGGGGGCCGUGGGAGAGGCGAAUCUGCUGUUUGACAUAGCGGGGCCUCUGCAUCUCAGUAAUUGCUACUUGGUUUGACCCUCGUUUGGUUGUAUGUGCUGUGGCUGAGUUAUUACCCUGGUGAACCGCCUCUUGCCGCGAAGAUAAUCCCGUACACACAGCCUGGCAUUUCUGUGUUUCCACUCCAAGGAUCUCUAGGUGUUGUGGUUAGGCAUUCCAUCAGCAAGAUACUGCAUCGUUUUCUCGCUAUUUGGAGCAUUUUAAAUAGGUUGAUAGUUGUUGAUACAAACAAUAAAAUGUACUUUCUCCUAGGAGUGUCACGUAACAAGUGAAAACUUUCAUGUGAAAACAGAAAAUGGCUUCAAGAGGAACAACAGAGACCAGCAAACUAAAACAAAACUUGGAGGAGCAGUUGGACAGAUUAAUGCAGCAGCUUCAAGAUCUGGAAGAAUGCAGAGAGGAGCUGGAUGCAGAUGAGUAUGAGGAGACCAAAAAAGAAACUCUGGAGCAGCUGAGUGAGUUCAAUGACUCCCUGAAGAAGAUCAUGUCUGGAGAUAUGACUUUGGUGGACGAGCUCAGUGGGAUGCAACUGGCAAUACAAGCAGCCAUCAGCCAAGCCUUUAAAACCCCAGAAGUGAUUAGAAUGUUUGCAAAGAAGCAGCCCAGGCAAUUGAGGACGAGGUUGGCAGAGAUGGACAGAGACUUAAUGGUUGGGAAGUUGGCACGAGACCUGUACACCCAACAGAAAGUGGAAAUCCUGACUGCCCUCAGGAAGCUUGGUGAGAAGCUCACUGGGGAUGAUGAGAUGUUCUUGUCAGCAAAUGCUGGUACAGCCCUGAGCCAGUUUGAGAGAGUCUCCACUGACCUUGGAUCAGGAGACAAAGUCUUUGCUCUAGCAAGUGUUGAAGUAGAAAAGGCAAAGCAAUGAAGGGGUGUGUGAGGCUUGUGUCUCUCCAGUUAUCAACAGCAUUGGACUUCUGUCACACUGCAUUUGGGUUUUCUAUUUCCAACAUGUUGUAAAAAAAAAGCAAAGCAAAACAAAAAAACUCCAAAUCCUAAAACCUCUUGGGUUCUUAACCAGAAGAUAUGAAGUAAACAGCCUUAAGUGCACUUUGGAACCUUGGUGUCUGUACCCCUUAAGUAAUACAAGCUCUGAGGCUGAACACUGAGUGGAACUCUAGAAACAAAAGCAUGGUAUGUCUGUCUUGGGAAAGAAUCAGCUGUUUGGAAUUUUUCUGAAUGUGUAUUUCUCUAACUAUUAAAAACUUCAUCUUUUUGCAUGUGGUUGUGGCAAGCAGAUCUUUUCCAGGAGCAGUCCCGGUGAGUGGUUUUUUGGGUGAUUCUUCACAUUGUCUUAAUUUUUUGUCUGGAUUCCCCACUAAGUAGUUUGUACUAGGACAGCACUGAAGCUUUGAAAAUGGACUUGGUUUAUUUGGAAUGCCAUCUUCCUACAAACUGUUUGCAGAAGACCCCAGAGGAGCCUGGAUGCUGAUCACUGGCCCUUGGCUGCUUGUUUGCCGUGCACAUGAAUGAGCACUUUGUGUCCCAGCCCUGGGACACAGACAAUGGCAGCCCUGUGGGGAGUAAUUUAACCUUGGGUAUGGAAACGACAGGGAACUGAUAGGAAAUGGCAACGAGAGGCUCUUUCUGUGACCUCUCCCUUCAGCUCUGGUGUCCAGCCACACACUGCCCCGAUUUCCCGGGGUUGCAGAGGUGCCAGGAAAUAACUUGCAAGUACAAACGGGUUUUAAAAGGGAGGAAAACUCCCAUUAUGUGAUCAGUGCAAGUGUUGCUCAGUGUAUUGAUCAGGUGCUGUGGAGAGGGGAGGGGCUGUGCCUCCCUUAGGACUUGGAAUCCUGAAUAAACUCAGUGUAGGAGGAUUUAAGAUCUCAUAUUGUUGAACCUUUAGCUCAGAGGGUGGAGAAACUACUCUGGAUGUGUGCUUAACUUCCUGACAAACUGUAUUUUGUAAAAUCACUGCUGGGGACCUAAUUCCCUAAGUUUUGACUCCCUCACACUUCAGUUAAGUGCUUGUUUGCAUUUUGUCAAGAGCUGGUUGGAAGCCUGGAUUUCCCUGAAGUUUUUCAGCUCGAGAAAUGUACAUUUUAAGGUCUGCUCUACCAUAUGUUCAAGUGCUGAACUAACAAUACUGACAACAACAAAACCACACCAAGGGCAUUUCUUAUCUUAAUUUCAUACCUGUUCCCCUAUUUUACCAGUAACUAGAGAAAAGUAUAAAGCUUCUAUUUGAAAAAAAAAAUUAGGCAAAAAAGUAGCUUUAUUUUUGUGCACAAAGAGUUCAAACAUCAGCAAUUUGGGGGUUCUCUGGACUAUGUGUUUUAACAGGGAGUUGGCACUUCCUUUCUUUAGAGAUCUUCCAAAGGAGGGGAAAUGUUAUGAGAUCUCCACCUGUAUGAAGGUGAUCAGUGUAUCCAGGGCAGAUUCUGGGCUGGUUUUAGUGAACUGGGUUUUUUUUGGGGCAAUGUGUCUUAUUUAAGUUUCAGGCAGUUUCUGAGCUGUAAAAUGUGUGACUGCCAUCACAGUAGGUCUGUUGCUGGAAAGAAAAGGAUGGGUGAUAAUAUUCAAAAAAUGAGAAGAAUUCCUAGGGAAAAAAAACAAGUGAUUUUGUUAGUGCUUGGAAUUAUAAAAAUGGAGAAGUAAAUGUACUAAAAGGAUGACACUGAGUUAUUUUAGAAUUAGUAAUGGUUUAUAAAACAGCUUUUAAACCCAAGUGUAGGGUGAGUUUGGUUCCAGUUUAUGGUGGUGUGACUGUUUUUGGACCUGUGUUUGUCAGUGUUUAAUGGAGUAGAACAUCGUGCUUUGCCUAUCAUAUAGAUGUCUUUGGCUUGUACAGCUAGAAAUGAGCUUCAGUGGGAAGUGCCAUUAAAUUGAGUGAGUGGAAAUGGUGUUAAAUUUGGACAGCUUGUUGCAGUGUUAACCUCAGUAUCCUGCAGCAGUCACUUGGAGACUAAGUGAAUGGCAUGGAUUAUAAACAGAACAUGAACAUGGUCAGUCCAUGUGCACUUACAGGGCAUAAAUACCCUAUAAAUAAGCAAGUUUGUCUAAGUGUAAACUAGGAGGAGUAGACUAGAAAAUGUGUUGCUUGCCUGUAUUUUGCUUUAAUAGAUACCUUUUGGAAAUGUAGCAUUUUAGAAAUGAAAGGACACGUGGUACAGACCAGCAUAAUUUCUGUUUUUCACUGGUGGAACUUUUCCCUGCCUUUUUUUAAAGAAGCCUUUAUUUAGACUGGGGCCUUUUGUCCAUUCUGUCAGAACUAUUUUCCUGUCUGGGGCAGUAUUGUGCUCUCUGACAAAGGCUCAUUGCAGCUCCAGAGCUGAGAGCAGCUUAUUAAAAGGCGUUAUUAGAGAGUCUGAAAUUAUUGCAAACAAAACAGUCCAUGGGGACUGGAGCUGCCUCCUCUUCCCUGCUGCUCAUUACUGGUGCUAAGGAACUCUCUCCCCCCACCCCCCAGCCUGCCUUGCAGCAUUAGGAUGUAAAUGAAAUCUCUCAGCACUCCAACAGUGAGUUUACAGCCCAGUGCUAUGGAAAUCUUCUUCCUCUUCCUUUGAGAGGUUUAUGUUUCCAGGAGAAACUCUUUUUUUUUUUAAUGAUUUGUAAAUAUUUCAGGAUUUUUGCAAAGCUUCUGUACUGCAGGCAGUUGGAACAUUCCUAUUAAAUUCAUCCUUGACUGAACAUCUUUUCAAAGUUGUGCUGCUUCUGCUCUUGGAAAGUUCUCUGGUGAUUGAGAUGGACAAAGGUGGAGAAUGAGAUCAGUGACCAGUACUGGAAGAUUCAGUGGCCAGGGCAGAAUUCCCUCCUCCAAAGCUGUGCAGGGUCAGAAAUCAGAGACUGGCUGAGUCCUGCAGGAGGCCCUGACCAUAAAUGUGAUUUUAAAAGGAAGCUGUUGCUGGUGUGAAGCUGUUCAUGUGUUGACCCUCACAAAUAGUUUAGUGGCCUGCUUGAAGUGUUAGGUUGAUUUCAGAGUCAUAGUAAGUUAACUGGUGUGUUGUGCUAAAUAUUUUGAUAAAUAAUCCUGGGAUGUACCUCCACCACUGUCUGAAAUGUUUCUGCAGGAGCUGGGGAAAAAAUCCAUUAUUUAUUUAUUAUCAUAAUCAUUUUCUCAAAUAAAAACUGGUAACAAAAGAACAACUGCUAAAUGAAAGCAUGGAUUUGUUGUUUAACAAACAAGCUUGUGAUGUGUGAGUUCCAUCCCCAGUUCAGUGUUAGACCCUGGCAGAUCACUCAUUCUGUACACAUCUUUCCUGGAGUAAAAUACAGAUUAUGAUCCUUGAA